CGAGACAGGCGACGGGCUAACCUGCUCGCUGCUUGCUAUCGUACAUGAAGGAUGCAUUUUCUACAGUUUUCUCCAUAAUUCAACAAGUCCUGUCUACUUUCAAAUCUACACAGUCUGCUUCCACUCUGCAAAGACCUACCUACACUGAGCAGACCUUCCAUCAGCUGGUCCACCUCCACCAAUUUCUUCAAGCCAACCCAUCGUAAAACAAAGCAUAAUCCGUAGCCUGAUACUCGCUUCCCAGCUCCACAAUGGAUUCCUCCUCCUGCGAGUGCAUCAAAGGCACCAUCCACAAAGGCCUCCCCCAAGGCACCGAAGAAACCCUCCACGGCCUAAACACCUACAUCAUCGGCAACCGCACCAACCCACGCGCCAUCAUCGUCCUAUACUCCGACAUCUUCGGCCUGCCGCUCCCCAACAACAAGCUCAUCGCCGACGCCUACGCCAAGAGCGGCGAGUACCUCGUCUACCUGCCCGACUUCUUCAAAGGCGACCCCGUCCCGCUCAAGAUCGCCGACAUCCUGAUCCCCGUCGACGAGUCCAAGCAGUCCAAGCUGGGCAAGUACACGGGCUUCCUCGCGCGGGCGCCCGCGUUCGUUAUGUGGAUGACGCGCCACAAGGAGGCGCCGACGAAUAAGAUCUGCAUGGAUUUCCUGCAGGCGCUGCGGCGCGCGACGCCGCGGAGCACGAAGAUUGGGAUGGUGGGGUUUUGCUGGGGCGGGAAGUAUGCGAUUCGCGCGGGGCUGGAGGGGAAUAGGAUUCAGAUGGAUGGGGAGAAGGUGCCGCUGGUAGAUGCGGUGGUCGCGUUGCAUCCGAGCCAUGUGGCGCUGCCGGAGGAUGUUGAGAAGUUGGUUGUGCCGGUUACGAUUGGCUGGGGCUUGGAGGAUACGGGCGUCAAGAUUGAGCAGAAGGGGAUGGCGGAGGCGAUUCAUGCGAAGGCGAGGGAGGCGGGGAGGGAGGUGCCCGAGGUGCAGCAUAAGGUGUAUAAGCCCGGACGCCAUGGUUUUGCGGUCAGAGGCAAUCCGGACGAUCCGCUGGAGAGGGCGUGCUUGGAAGAUUCGGUGACGCAGGCUUUGGAUUGGUUUGCCCGAUGGCUUUAAGAUGUGUUCGCGGGGACUUUGGACUUCCAGAGGGAGUUGAGUAGGUAGCGGUGGAGGAACUGAUGGGAUCUGGUCGCUUUAUGAUUUUGUUCUGGUCCUUAGAUAUAUUGCUCUCUAAUUUAAUUUGUAGUAGAUAAGCAUUUUUCUUAGUUCUAGAAAGGCAUAACCUCACUUCGAGCAGCCUGAGAAGCAUGAGGUCAGCGCCACAAACCACAAAUUUUGCCCUCGCAAUAGCUCAAUGAAAAAGAGAAGGCUCCU
Molecule: messenger RNA, 1358 nt
Organism: Mytilinidion resinicola
Lineage: Eukaryota; Fungi; Ascomycota; Dothideomycetes; Mytilinidiales; Mytilinidiaceae
Product: alpha/beta-hydrolase
Exons: 2
Coding region: 252-1100 (282 amino acids)
Molecular function (GO): hydrolase activity
Source: RefSeq, a predicted model, not a curated record